Messenger RNA from Cuculus canorus (common cuckoo), 887 nucleotides. It is a transcript of the gene SLC66A2, whose product is annotated as solute carrier family 66 member 2. The record is from RefSeq and is a predicted model, not a curated record. NCBI's taxonomy places the organism in Eukaryota, Metazoa, Chordata, Aves, Cuculiformes, Cuculidae. Gene Ontology annotation, biological process: retrograde transport, endosome to Golgi; phospholipid translocation. Gene Ontology annotation, cellular component: endosome; trans-Golgi network.
ACCCGGGGGCGGAUGGGGGGAGGGUCCCGUCCCGCAGCAGCGCUGAAGGAGCGGGGCAUGGCCGCGCCGGGCCCGGAGUGGGCGCUGGUGCCGCUGCGGCAGGUGGUGUCAUGGGGCGCGGCGGGGGCGAUGGUGUUCGGCGGCGUGGUGCCCUACAUCCCGCAGUACCGCCACAUUCGCCGCUCCCAGAACGCCGAGGGAUUCUCCACCUACGUCUGCCUCGUGCUGCUGGUGGCCAACAUUUUGCGGAUACUGUUCUGGUUUGGAAGACGUUUUGAAUCCCCUCUUUUGUGGCAAAGCAUUAUCAUGAUCUUUACAAUGUUACUGAUGCUGAAACUGUGCACUGAAGUACGUGUGUCCAACGAGCUCAACAUAAAACGCCGCUCUUUUGCAGCUGCAGAUAGUAAGGAUGAAGAAAUCAAAGCACCUCCCAAGAGAUCCUAUCUGGAUUUUGACUUGAACUAUUUUUGGCAUUGGAGCAAGUUUACAGACUACGUGCAAUGUGUACUGACCUUCACUGGCGUGACUGGUUACAUCACUUACCUCUGGCUUGGACUCAUCUCUCUUUGUGGAAGCACUGGCUUCCUUGCAGUGUUCACCGAAGCGAUAGGUGUUCCUCAGCUCUACCAUAACUACCAAAACAGAUCUACAGAAGAAUGAGGUAUGGUUGUCAAGAUGGUGCUGAUGUGGACCAGUGGGGACACGUUCAAGACUGUUUACUUCAUCUUGAAUCAGGCACCUUUCCAGUUCUCCAUUUGUGGACUCCUGCAGGUUUUUGUGGACAUUGCUAUCCUGUUGCAGGUUUACUUGUACAGCUACUACCCUCAAAAGCCUGUGUCCCACACUGUACACCCAGCCAGCACCAAGGCCCUGUGAGGCACUUAACU